This is a messenger RNA of Aspergillus homomorphus CBS 101889, 912 nucleotides long. RefSeq lists its product as uncharacterized. The transcript has 7 exons. NCBI's taxonomy places the organism in Eukaryota, Fungi, Ascomycota, Eurotiomycetes, Eurotiales, Aspergillaceae. The annotation marks the transcript as partial. The record is from RefSeq and is a predicted model, not a curated record.
UCGUCUACUGAGUUCCUUGCUCCGUUAGCAACAAUCACGCCAGACAAUCGAGGCGCUGUCAUCACACUGGAUGCUUACAUUCUCUUGUGCAUGACUGUUAUUGUUGUGGCCAUAAAGGUGAGUAUCAAUAUAUACUCUCGGACGUUCAUGGCCAGCACAGAUAUUCCUCUUCUGAUCGCCUUGAUUGUUGCGUCUUUCCAGAGUCUCCUCACUCAGUUUGCCGCUGAUUCCGGUCUUGGGAGACAUAACAGCCCUCUGAUACUCAAUCAAAUCAGUCUGAUAAAGUCCGCUGCACUCUCCCAAAAUACCUUUUUUUAUGCCGCUCAACAUUUGUUGAUCCUAGCCCUCUCACUAUUCAUGAUCUCAACAUGCCAGCUCAUCUAUAAUAUAACACCGAAUCGAACAAUCAGAAGCACAUGCGUCAUAACUCUGACUUUCAAUGCAGUCUGGACAAUAUUCGCUUUACUUGCGACAACCCUACAAUGCCAGCCGCCUCGAUGGAAGUUCUCUCCAAGCCGGUGUAUAGGCAAAGGGGCAAUCACUUAUUCCAUUAUGGCCAUCAAUAUCGCAAUAUACCUCGCGUUUUUGAUUAUAUCCAUAGCCAUGCUUCGGGGUGUACAGAUGGCGCUGCGAACGCGGCUCCAGGUACUCGCGGCGUUCUCGGGCCGAUUACUGCAAGAUAUUCUUUGGGAAAUGGCUAGAAUGGUAUAUCUUUCGGACUACCUGCAGUCAACUGAUCCAACAUGGCCAUUCGUCAACGUGGAUCUGUGCAAUCAGGUCAUAAUGUAUCUAAGCAUCAUUACAACGUGCAUGCCCUCGGUAUAUCGAGUCUUGAGCCACUUGAACUACGGUUUGAAUGGCGUACAUCUAUCAGAAGAGUGCGAGCUUAGCAGCAUGCCGAACUCCAGCGGG